AUGGAUAUGUUCAAAGGCCGGGGGGUCGGAAUUUCCGUGGCCGUGGCGCACGGGGUGUUCUCCGGUUCUCUGAACAUUCUGCUGAAGUUCCUCAUCUCCUCGUACAACUUCCGCUACCUCACCAUCAUCCAGUUCCUCACGAGUUCCGCCGCCGCGGUGACGCUCGAGGUGCUCCGGCGGUUGGGGAAGGUGGACAUCCCGCCGUUUGACUUCCAGCUGGCCAAGACCUUCGGCAGCGUGUGCAUCCUGUCCACGCUGCAGUCCACCCUGACGCUGUGGUCCCUGCGGGGGCUCAGCCUUCCCAUGUAUGUGGUGUUCAAACGCUGCCUCCCGCUGGCCACGCUGGGCAUCAGCGUGUGCCUCCUGAAGAACAGCCGGCCCUCCGUCGGGGUGACCGGUGCUGUGCUCAUCACCACCACCGGUGCCGCACUCGCUGGUGCAGGGGACCUGACGGGCGACCCCUACGGUUAUGUGACGGGGGUCCUCACGGUGAUCGUCCACGCUUCCUACCUGGUCCUGAUCCAGAAGACCAGCUUUGAGAGCAACCACGGACCCCUCACUGCCCAGUAUGCCAUCGCCAUCAUGGCCUCCCCGGUGCUGCUGGUCUGCUCCAUGGCCUCCAUGGAGGGCAUCCACGUGUGGACCUACGGGGGCUGGCAGAACCCGGCCAUCGUGGGCCUCUUCCUGCUGUGCGUGCUCAUCGGCUGCGCCAUGAACUUCACCACGCUUCACUGCACCUACAUCAACUCGGCCAUCACCACCAGCUUCGUGGGCGUGGUGAAGAGCAUCGCCACCAUCACCGUGGGCAUGCUGGCCUUCAGCGACGUGCAGCCCACCCAGCUGUUCGUGGCCGGCGUGGUGGUCAACACGCUGGGCUCCGUCAUCUACUGCUGCGUCAAGUACGCCGAGACGCGCCACAAGAGCGCCUACGAGGACCUGGAGGAGACCCAGGAGGUUGGCUCGCCACCGGCCCUGCCCUACCAGGAGAAGGGUCUGUCCAACGGCAGCGGGCCCCCCGCCGACGUGACCACCUCCGGCACCCCGCCCGGGGGAGGAGGGGGCGCCGCCGGGGUCGGGGCCAAGCCGGCGGAGAACGGGGGAGUGGGGGUGGACGGGGAAGGGUUGUCGUGGGAGAUGGACAAAAGAGGCGACAGCGGCGUCGGCGACAGCGGCGUCGGCGACAGCGGCGUCGGCGACAGCGGCGUCGGCGUCGGCGACAGCGGCGGUGUGGCCCUCCCGGAGAUGACGGAGGCUGAGAUUACCGAGAUGCAGCGGGAACACCUCCAGAAGGAGCGUCCCGUCUCCUCCUCCGCGCCGGGGCAGAUCCUGGGAGACAGCUGUGCCGGGGUGAUGAGGUCGGUGAAACAGAUGCAGUUCCUGAAGAAGGAGCCGGGGCUGAUCGACAACAUGGAGCAGCAGAGUCCGUGA
Molecule: messenger RNA, 1428 nt
Organism: Gadus chalcogrammus (walleye pollock)
Lineage: Eukaryota; Metazoa; Chordata; Actinopteri; Gadiformes; Gadidae
Gene: slc35d3
Product: solute carrier family 35 member D3
Cellular component (GO): Golgi apparatus
Molecular function (GO): antiporter activity
Source: RefSeq, a predicted model, not a curated record